This is a messenger RNA of Lycium barbarum (goji berry), 591 nucleotides long. RefSeq lists its product as uncharacterized. The transcript is spliced from 2 exons. Lineage: Eukaryota; Viridiplantae; Streptophyta; Magnoliopsida; Solanales; Solanaceae. The coding region runs from base 71 to 484 and encodes 137 amino acids. The record is from RefSeq and is a predicted model, not a curated record.
CGAGGAGAGAUCCGUACAAUGUCUCCAAACAUUAAUUUUCCAUUAGUCUUUUUUUAAAAAGAAGAUAAAAAUGUUGACAAGAACGGGAGGUGCUGCCACAAUUUUGAAUGUCCUUCAGCGUACUUCAAACAAAGGAAUCUCCCUUGCGCCCUUUGCCUCUGCAUCCAAAAAUGACUUUAAGAUUCGCCCCGUGGAAGAAACUACAGGCAGGAGGGACGAGAGGACAAGUUCAGUGGAGGAAAGCCUGAAAGAAGGAGCAGCAAAAGCAAUGGAGACGGGCCUAAACAUAGGAGAAAAGGCGAAAAAGAGCAUGGAUGAGGCAUGGGAUGCUGCCAAGGAGACAACCAAGAAUGUCAAAGAUGCUGUAGUUGAUGAUGCUAAUGAUGAAAGAAUGAAGAAGGGAUAUGAGUAUCCACCUACUGAUAGUCAUACAGAAAGCUUGAGGAAACGUGCUGCUGGUUAUGAUUUGAGAGGUCGUGAUUAGCUACGUAUUUAGCAAGUUGCUUGGUAGUUAAUGUUGAAUUUCUUUUUGCAUUUCGAGUUUUCGAGCAAAAGCUAAACUAUACAUGUAUGGUUCUUAUCUUUCUAGGA